AUGGAGUGGAAGAAAGUGGUCCUCCUGCUGCUUUAUCUUCUGCAGUCAGGUCAAGGAGACCCCUUGGAUGGUUAUGUGAACACUAAAGGGGCUUCACUGUUUAGUGUCACAAAGAAACAGCUAGAAGCAGGAAGCAUAGAAGAAUGUGCAACAAAAUGUGAAGCGGAAACAGAGUUCAUCUGCAGGGCAUUCGAGUAUCACAGUAAGGAGCCCCAGUGUGUGAUAAUGGCUGAGAACAGCAAGUCGUCCAUCGUCUUCAGGAUAAGGGAUGUCGUUUUGUUUGAAAAGAGGAUCUAUCUUUCAGAGUGCAGGGUCGGCAACGGAAGGCACUACCGGGGCACGAUGGCCAAGACCAGGACAGGGCUUGACUGCCAGAGGUGGAGCGACACCACUCCUCACAAGCCUAACUAUUACCCUGAGAAAUACCCUUUGGAGGGUCUGGAGGAGAACUACUGCCGGAACCCAGACGACAGCGAGAGUGGACCGUGGUGCUACACCACUGACCCCAAAACCAGAUACGAUUACUGCAACAUUCCUGAGUGUGAAGAAGAAUGCAUGCAUUGUAAUGGAGUGAACUACCAGGGCAAAAUUGCCAAGACCAUGUCUGGACUUGACUGCCAGGCCUGGGACUCCCAGAGCCCACAUGUUCAUGGAUACAUUCCCUCCAAGUUUCCCAGAAAGAACCUGAAGAUGAAUUACUGCCGGAACCCUGACGGGGAGCCCCGCCCCUGGUGCUUCACCACAGACCCAAACAAGCGCUGGGAGUUCUGCGACAUCCCCCGCUGCACAACACCCCCACCCUCAUCUGGUCCAACAUAUCAGUGUCUGAAGGGAAGAGGUGAAAGUUACCGAGGGAACGUGGCCGUGACCGUGUCUGGGUACACGUGUCAACACUGGAGUGCACAGACCCCUCACCGACACAACAAGACCCCCGAAAACUUCCCCUGCAAAAAUCUAGAAGAAAACUACUGUCGCAAUCCUGAUGGAAAAACUGGUCCUUGGUGCUACACAACCAACAGUGAGAAGAGGUGGGAAUUCUGCACGAUACCGUCCUGUGAUUCAUCCACAUCAUCUGUGGAAUCAACGAUGGACUCCUGUGUUUUUCUUCCAGCACCACCUGAGCAAACACCUGUGGUCCAGGAAUGCUUUCAGGGCAACGGACAGAGUUACCGAGGGACCUCGUCUACCACUAUUUCAGGGAAAAAGUGUCAAUCUUGGUCAUCCAUGACACCACACCGGCAUAAUAUGACACCGACCAGAUUCCCAGACGCAGACUUGAUCCUGAACUAUUGCCGGAAUCCCGAUGCUGAUGGACGACCUUGGUGUUACACCACGGACCCGAGCGUCCGCUGGGAGUAUUGUAAUCUGAAGAAAUGCCCAGACACAGAAGGAGGGAGCACUGCAAACCCACCAGCUGUGUCCAGCACAGAGUCUUCUGAGCCAGAUAGUGAAGAUUGCAUGCUUGGAGUCGGCAAAGGCUAUCGGGGUAAGAAGGCGACCACUGCCAGCGGCGUCCCGUGUCAGGAGUGGGCGGCCCAGGAGCCCCACAAGCACAGCAUUUUCACUCCAGAGACAAAUCCAAGGGCGGGUCUGGAGAAAAAUUACUGCCGCAACCCAGACGGAGAUGUGAAUGGUCCUUGGUGCUACACGAUGAACCCGAGGAAGCUUUUUGACUACUGUGACAUUCCUCAGUGUGAAUCCGCUUCAUAUGAUUGUGGGAAGCCCAAGGUGGAGCCAAAGAAGUGUCCCGGCAGAGUUGUAGGUGGGUGUGUGGCCAAUCCGCAUUCCUGGCCUUGGCAAGUCAGUCUCCGGACACGGUUUGGCAUGCACUUCUGCGGAGGCACCUUACUAUCACCGGAUUGGGUGCUGACUGCCGCCCACUGCCUGGAGAAGUCCAGCAGGCCAUCGUUCUACAAGGUUGUCCUGGGUGCACACAGAGAAGUGAAUCUUGAACCAGAUGUGCAACAAAUAGAAGUUUCCGCGCUGUUCCUGGAGCCCUCACGUGCAGAUAUUGCCUUACUGAAGCUAAAGAGCUCUGCCAUCAUCACUGACAAAGUCAUCCCCGCGUGCCUGCCACCCUCAAAUUACGUGGUUGCUGACCGGACAGAAUGCUACAUCACAGGUUGGGGUGAGACGCAAGGCACCUCUGGGGCUGGUUUACUCAAGGAAGCUCAGCUCCCUGUGAUCGAGAACAAAGUGUGCAAUCGUUACGAGUACCUGAACGGAAGAGUUAGGUCAACCGAGCUCUGCGCUGGGCUUUUGAUUGGAGGUGCAGAUAGCUGCCAGGGCGACAGUGGGGGACCUCUGGUUUGCUUCGAGAAAGACAAAUAUGUUUUACAAGGAGUGACUUCCUGGGGUCUUGGCUGCGCACGGCCCAACAAGCCUGGUGUUUAUGUACGUGUUUCAAGAUUUGUGUCUUGGAUCGAGGAUAUAAUGAAGAAAAAUUAA
Molecule: messenger RNA, 2448 nt
Organism: Elephantulus edwardii (Cape elephant shrew)
Lineage: Eukaryota; Metazoa; Chordata; Mammalia; Macroscelidea; Macroscelididae
Product: plasminogen-like
Exons: 20
Coding region: 1-2448 (815 amino acids)
Biological process (GO): proteolysis
Cellular component (GO): extrinsic component of plasma membrane
Molecular function (GO): serine-type endopeptidase activity; signaling receptor binding
Source: RefSeq, a predicted model, not a curated record